AUGGAUGUGGAAUUGGUGAAAGAGCUGUUGGAAACCAUCCAAAAUACAAUGGUUUCAAAUAAGCGGCAAGACGACGUAGUGGUGCCGAUUUUCAACUCGGACAAAAGCAACGACGGAGCAGCGGCCUGGUGCGAAAGCUUUGAUAAGUUGGGAGACGAGUUAAAAUGGAGCAGCUUUGAGAAGGUCCCAGUGUUGAGUAGGUACAUCCUCCCCGAUACUUCAGAAUAUUGGCGGACUGUGACUUUCUUUGUUUAA
This is a messenger RNA of Parnassius apollo (apollo), 255 nucleotides long. NCBI's taxonomy places the organism in Eukaryota, Metazoa, Arthropoda, Insecta, Lepidoptera, Papilionidae. The record is from the annotation of a GenBank genome assembly.